AUGACUUCUCAGCGGCCUUUCCCUGCUGACGAUGACUUCGGAAUCUACUAUGUCCUAGCAGAAUGUUCGGAUUACUACAAUGCCACCCCGAUUCAUGAGGCUCAGGAGAACCAGCCUCACCCGCAAGGUGUGACUGGGCUUCGGAACUUGGGUAACUCAUGCUACAUGAAUGCCAUCUUACAGUGUCUCUGCAGUGUCUCGCCGCUGGUGGAAUACUUUCUCUCCGGAAAGUAUAUUACUGCUCUUCAAAAGAGCUGCGGUGAGGUUGCCACUGCUUUUGCCUACCUGAUGACAGACAUGUGGCUUGGGGACUCAGACUGUGUCUCACCAGAAAUAUUUCAGUCCGCUCUUGGAAACCUCUACCCGGCAUUUAUGAAAAAAACACAGCAGGAUGCCCAAGAGUUCUUGAUUUAUGUCCUGAACGAACUUCAUGAAGCUCUGAAGAAGUAUCACCAAAGAAGGUCAUUUGAGAAAGGAUUUACUCAAAGAUGCUGCAAGAAGGCGAUGGCCAGUGAGUCCUCCAUCAUCAGCCAGCUGUUUGAAGGGCAGCUCAACUCUGGGAUCACGUGCUUGAAGUGCGAGAACUGCAGCUACAGGAACGAAGACUUCACGGUCCUCUCACUCCCCAUUCCCUCCCAGUAUCAGUGCUCUCUUCAGGACUGCCUCCAGUGUUUUUUUCAACAAGACACACUGUCCUGGAAUAACCAAAUUCAUUGCUCCUUUUGUGAGACCAAGCAAGAAACUGCUGUGAGGACCAGUAUUUCCAAAGCACCCAAAAUCAUUAUUUUUCAUUUAAAAAGGUUUGACAUUCAGGGUGCAAUGAAAAGAAAACUGAGAACAGAUAUUCAUUACCCACUCACCAACUUGGACCUCACUCCUUACAUUUGUCCAAUUUUUCGGAAACAUCGUAAAUACAACCUAUGUGCAGUGGUGAACCACUUUGGUGACCUGGAUGGUGGCCACUACACUGCUUUCUGCAAGAACUCAGUUUCCCAGGCCUGGUACAGCUUUGAUGACACACGAGUCAGUGAGAUUCCAAAAGCUUCAGUUCAAACUGCUACAGCCUAUCUUCUGUUCUACAGCUGCCAACCGUUUUCCGUACCUAUACAACAAUGCAAGAGCUAG
Chrysochloris asiatica (Cape golden mole) is the source of this 1125-nucleotide messenger RNA. Its product is annotated as putative ubiquitin carboxyl-terminal hydrolase 50-like. The transcript has 7 exons. Gene Ontology annotation, molecular function: cysteine-type deubiquitinase activity. The coding region runs from base 1 to 1125 and encodes 374 amino acids. Lineage: Eukaryota; Metazoa; Chordata; Mammalia; Afrosoricida; Chrysochloridae. The record is from RefSeq and is a predicted model, not a curated record. Gene Ontology annotation, biological process: protein K63-linked deubiquitination; endosome organization; protein K48-linked deubiquitination. Gene Ontology annotation, cellular component: midbody; postsynaptic density; extrinsic component of plasma membrane.